This is a messenger RNA of Dioszegia hungarica, 2904 nucleotides long. RefSeq lists its product as uncharacterized. NCBI's taxonomy places the organism in Eukaryota, Fungi, Basidiomycota, Tremellomycetes, Tremellales, Bulleribasidiaceae. The transcript has 5 exons. The record is from RefSeq and is a predicted model, not a curated record. The coding region runs from base 1 to 2904 and encodes 967 amino acids.
AUGCCCGUCGACCACACCCAAUAUAAUCCCCCCACCCACCUUUACCCGUACAACAUCAUGACUGAGGCAGAAACGCGCGAAUUGAUAGAGCGUUCCGCGGCGGACAAGGCAGCUCAGGAUGAAGCGAAGCGAGUGCGGGCCCAGCAGGAUAGGGCGCUCAAGGAUGCGGUCCUGGCGCAGAAGGGUGCGCUGAGCUCCGUCAUGACUCCAGGGGGUAGUAGUUCUACCGCGCAGAACAGGCAGGAGAAUGCUCCCGCUGCACAGCAAGCGGGACCCUCCGCACCUUCCGCCUCAAAUACCCUUACCCACUCCAUUUCCCCUUCCAUCCCGCAUCACCACCAUCACCACCAUCAUCACCAUCACCCCGCGCCGCUGCAGGCCGACCGACCAGGCUACAGCGCGAGCAAUCCCGGCCCAUCCACCGGCUCCGGCACGUCCCAGCGCCCCAAUACAGGCAGUACACCCAAUUCCGGCGGAAGUAACCCGCCCCGUCCCUACUCGUACGGUAGCCAGCAAGGCACGCCCGCUGCUGGCCCCUACAGCCGGCAGCCGACGCCUCAGGACCAGACCCGCGUGAUGUCCCCUACCGCUCCUACUGGCCGAGCCCCUACCCCAUCAGCCACGUCCGCAAGGCAGGGACCGGCCUCCAUUUCCCCACAAGCUGCACCAGCUGUUCCGCCCAUGUUUGGCGGGACGCGCACUCUGCCCAGUCCCUUUGAAGGCGAACAGCCUCGACGUCAUCUUGACCGUCCAGAGGCACCUCCGGCACCUCGCAGCCCCCAAAAUGCGAACGACAGCCGUGACCCAGCGCGGUCACCCACAUCUCGCGCCCCCUCGGCUCAAAUACCCCAAUCCGCACCGGUCACCGGAGCCUCGGAGAGGAGAUACCCUACCGACACUCGGCAAUCCCCUGCAUACCCACCUUUUUACCAGCCAUCUGCAUACAGCACCACUCAGCCUUCGACCACCCCUACCGUUUCGCCCCCUAAUACGCACGGUUCAGCCCCCCAGAACCCCUCGUCGACCGCCAAUGCUGCGUCUAUCGCGGCGUAUAAUCGGGACCGGGAUCGUGAGGCGCAAGAGCGGCGAGAACGGGAGCAAAGGCAGCGGGAGGCGCAGAAUAGGCGGGACCGGGAGCAGGUCGAGGCGGAUAUUGCGCGCGCAGAGUCGAGGAGAUUACAGCAGGAGGCGGACGAUAGGCAGAGGGCAGCAGCGGCCAAAACGGCCAUCCCGGCCAAUCGAUACCCGCAAGAACCGGGAUCCUUAAUCAGUCAAGUCGCGCCCGUUCGCGAGCCUCGGCCAUAUACCCUCAAGGCGGAGACUUUGCCCAACAAUCCGCCCCUUUCUGCCCAGAAUGGCGGUUCUCAGUCCUCGGCAGCGCUAGCGGCGCAACGCGAGCGGGAGUACCAGUACAAUCCGCGCGAGCGGGACCCGCGAGAGAACCGAUCACGGAUGGAUCUGGCGGUCGAGGAGCAAAACAAGCGGUCGGCUACUGCGGCGAUAUCGGCGGUUUCUCGAAAGCGGAAGAAGGAGGAGAGUGUACUUUCCGCAAGUAACGGGGGCAAGGCAACUCCGCGGACGGUCCCUGUUCCUGCUGUACGUCCGCCACGGGACGGGGGUUGGCCGUCACUCACCGAGGUGGGGCGCAAAAAGUCGGAAGUCGAUGGUCGGGUGAUGCGCCGGUGGCUCGGGGAUAACCCUAAUGGACGAGUUUUCAACUACGAGUACGACGGCCGGACUAUCGCGGACCUCGGACUCGGGCAGGAGUGGGCAGGCGGACAAGUCAUCGUCCGCAUCCCGCCGGCGUACCUCGGCCGAGCGUGGUGGCUGAUGAGCGCUCUCCACCAGUCAUGGGAGCCCAGCGAGCCCCAUUCUCAUGAAGGCGCGAUGGGGCUGGAUAUGGAGAUCGAAGGAGGGGACAGAGGGGGUUACGACGACGUAGCAUGGUGUAAAUGCUGGGGGACCGAUUAUUACACGGACGACUCGGGCCUGGGGAGUGUACUGGUCCAUUGCGGUCAGCUGAGGUGGAAGAGGGGAGAGCAAGAGGGAUUACCGAUGAUUGGAAAGGACGGACUGAAGGUUGUCAUUCGCCUGUUGCCGCAGAUGACGAGAUAUGUCGGGAAUAUCAAGCAUGGGAUCAGGAGCCGGGCGUGGGGGAAUGGGCAUGAUGGUUUGACGAUUCAGGUACUCGAGGCGAAGCGGAUAUUAAACUACCACGACGUCCCGCCAGGAGAACCAAGUCGGAAACGCCAAAAGAGUCGGGUCCGCGACUUCAACGCUCAGCGUGUUGCGUUGCAGACAGAGGGGAAAUCGAGGCAUGGGGAAGAGGCGAUCGUGUGGUUCCCGUCGGGUUCGGCAGGAGACCAGAAAAUUGGAGCCAUGAUCAAGUACUCUCCGGGCGCUGUAUCGAGCUGGCUGUCCGUUUCGGAUCCGGCGAGUCUGUGGCGUCGCAAUCUGGAACUCAAGAGCGGGGACGAUACCUACUCCUUCACGCUCGACCAGCAAAUUUCCACCCACAGCCUUCCAGUCCUCACUCUUCAACUCAGCAGCCCACGAUUAGACCUACCCGCGUCAAGCGUCUGGGACCGACUCGGCGUGACCGCCACCGCCGACAAGUUUACAUGGACGGAUGCGGGGCUCAUUGUGCGCCCAAGCGAAAAGAUGGGAGCGUUGAUCCCGAUCGAGGGGUAUCGGUGGAUCGAUAAUGGCGAUGUGUUCUUGGCGGACUCGAGCUCGUCGGCUAGCGGAAGCGAGGGGAGGAGGGACGGUGAUAUGGUAAAAGCGGAGCCGAAGAGGGAAGAGGAGGAUGGGAUGGAAGGGGCGGAGCAGGAGAUGGCCAAUGGGGAAGAGGCAGUCGAGGAGGAUAGUCGCAUGGAGGAGAGUGGAGAGACCGGUGCUGAGUAG